Messenger RNA from Notechis scutatus (mainland tiger snake), 3284 nucleotides. It is a transcript of the gene SLC25A19, whose product is annotated as solute carrier family 25 member 19. Lineage: Eukaryota; Metazoa; Chordata; Lepidosauria; Squamata; Elapidae. Gene Ontology annotation, biological process: transmembrane transport. The record is from RefSeq and is a predicted model, not a curated record.
CUCGGGUGGAGCCGGGUUGACUCCUUGCCAAGGCUCCGAUUGGUCGCCGCAUUUCGUUGCCGUGGGAAGCCGCGCUCUUGGUGUUGGUGCCCGGGUGGGGUCGUGCAUGGAGAGCAAGGUCCGUAGACCUUGUAGGGAUGGUUGGCUAUGAUCCGGAUUCCGAGUGUAGCUCCCUUUCGACUCUGAAAGUAGCGGCGGCAGGAUCCGCUUCCGGAUUGGUCACUCGGGCAAUGAUCGGCCCUUUUGAUGUGCUGAAGAUUCGAUUUCAGCUUCAGAUAGAGCAGCUUUCCUCCAAAAAUCCACAUGCGAAGUAUCAUGGUAUCUGGCAGGCUGCUGGUAAGAUUUUUCAGGAGGAGGGGGUCACUGCAUUUUGGAAAGGUCAUGUCCCUGCUCAACUUCUUUCCAUCACAUAUGGGGCUGUCCAGUUUGUCAGCUUUGAAUUUCUGACGAAGCUGGCACACCAUGGCACAUCUUACGAUGCUCGUGACUUCACUGUGCACUUUAUCUGUGGCGGUCUGUCUGCUUGUGCUGCUACUAUAACAGUUCAGCCUCUUGACACAUUGCGCACUCGCUUGGCUGCCCAAGGAGAACCGAAGAUUUACAGGAACCUCCGCCAUGCUGUGGUCAGCAUGUACCAGAAGGAAGGGCUCCUGACUUUCUAUAGGGGACUGAGCCCAACCAUAAUUGCCAUUGUUCCUUAUGCCGGCUUCCAGUUUUCCUUCUACAGUCUCCUGAAGAGGGUGUACAACUGGAUUGUUCCAAGCGACGAGACGAAGAAAGGUAAUAUUAGAAACUUAGUGUGCGGCAGCUGUGCUGGUGUCCUCAGCAAAACCCUGACCUAUCCCUUUGACCUGUUCAAGAAGCGACUGCAAGUAGGUGGUUUUGAACAAGCCAGAGCAGCCUUUGGGCAGGUUCGAAGCUACACUAGCAUCAUGGACUGUGCCCGACAGAUAAUCUUGGAUGAGGGACCCAGAGGGUUCUUCAAGGGCUUCACCCCAAGCAUGUUGAAGGCUGCUUUCUCCACCGGCUUCACCUUUUUCUGGUAUGAGCUCUUUUGCAGUCUUCUGCUAACAAUGCAAGACUCUGGUGGUUCCAAGAAGCAAGAAGGCUAAUGCAAGCAAGAGCUGCUUACCUGCCUUCCCCUCCGGUGGAUGUUCUUAAGAGUGUAAUUCUGGCAGCUGCAGCCAUCAUAGUUGGGGAUUGAAGGGUGAGGCAAGGCAUAUGGGACUGGAGAUUUGAGACGUGACUCUCAGCCCAAGCCCAGGAUGCACAUUACUCAUUGGUUUGGUUCAAAACAGAAACGGUGGCUGACCUCAACACCUGCUCAGGUUGCCUGUUUAGUCUGCAGUUGCAGCGUUUGUGAGUCUUGAUGAGGUUCAUCAUCAAGGCCUCUGAAGAUCUUUGCUGCAAAGGGGUGUCUGCUUUUUCUACUGUUUCAUAACAGAGGGUUUCAAUCAGACCCCCGGGUCACAUAUCAAAAUCCCCUUUUGUGACCCUGAAAACUUUAUACCCUUAAACCGAACCAUAUAUUGACUAGUGGCUGGCCAGACUUCUCUAGCAUGGCCAUUUUGCAAUGCCUGUGAUAAGCUGGAUGUCCUGGCAUUUAGGGACAUUUGCUUAAUAGACAACUACCUGCCUUGGCCAUUCAGCCCCACAGUAAAAAUAUUACAGGUGUUUUGUCAGGUCAUUCCCCCAUUCGCUUGCUUCUUGGCUGAGGUUCUUGCAGGCCCUGUGAUUUUACAGUGUUUCAUUAGUGAGUAUGUGGAAAUUGUCUUGUUGCCAAAAUCCUAAACGAAGUAGAGGAAGAUCUGCUUAUCUUUCCCUUCUGUGUUAGCAGGACCAUUAGAGUUCAUGGUUCCUCUUGCCCUACCCAUACAUAAAUAUAUUUUGCCACUACUCCAAAUUCAAAAUAGAGGGCAAGCAUACAAGGGGCCUGUAAAUUAGACACAUAUUUUUGCACUAUCAACUUCUCCCUUCUUACUAAAACACAUAUGCUGGAUAUAAAUGCUUAAGAAGUUUUUGUUUUAAACUUUUUCAUUUUGAAUCAAAGUGAUGAAAAAAUAGUGUUGACUACACAAUUAUUCAGUUUCAUUUUGUGAAAAGAUACAUCUUUUAAAUUAUUGUAAUGAUUUUUCUUAAACAAUAUUAUCCCCUGAUAGCUUUCUUUUCCCCCAAGAAGAAGCUCUGGAAUAACAACGGAAAUUUUUUUGCAGCGAACUCUUAACAUUUAGUGAAAAAAGAAUUGCUUGCCUGGCUGAAUUUGGCCAAUUUUAUAUAUAUAUGAAAGCUAUAAAGAAAAUUAAACAAUUGGUGCAAUCUUGUUGAAGUUUACUCAGAAAUAAAUCUCACUAUGCACAUUUAGAAUUGCAGCCUUUACUUUCCAAGUCAUGGAAAGAUAGAUUUCUCAGUUUCCUGGUACAUGCUCUGUAUUUACAUUAAAAAGUUCACUGCAAUUGGGUAAGUAAGUUUGCUUUAAGGUUUUGUCCUCACAAGCUGAAUAUUCUUAUACUAAUUCAGUUCUGCCUGACAUAAAAUAUGAGUUGUCAUAGUCCCAGUUUCAUACACAGGAAGAAGCUGAUUCUCUUUUCUCUACCCAUUUUCUAUGCACUUUUCUGUAAAAUGUAAAUGUAAAAGCAUAAAAAUAAUGUAUAUUUAUUUAUGUAGAUAUUUUUGUACUCUGUAACCUUUGCAUGGUAGCUGGGGAAAAAGCAAUGACUGCAAACUGACAGGGUAAGAGUUGGGAAAUCACCAAAUUUUUUACAGCAAUCAAGUUGAUUUCCACUCCAUGACAUCCUUUCAGCAUAGGACAAUCCACAUUCAGAUACACUGCUAAGUUGAAGGUACUGAAGUAAUACACAAGUACACUCCAGUUUGCUAUAUACCUGAUAAGAUAUAACCAAAGCUUCUGGAAAGAGAGAGGCUUAAAAAAAUUAAGAGAUUUGUUUCCAGCAGUAUCUGCAAAUUCUUUUUAUGAAACUUCCACUACUGGCAGGAUGGAUUUUAAUUCUUUUGGUAUCAAAUUAUGCUGAAUCAGUAGAAUCAGAGCUGUUGCUGUUUAGAAGUACAGAGACUGCAAGCAGGAAAGUUUCAAGCUACUUUCUUUUGCUUACCUACUGGGUCAGGUUGUUCUUUGUACUCUUAUCUGUAUUUAUUUUCAUAAGAGCUGUGAAAGUCACAUUCCAGCUACAUUGCAUACCAUUGGAAGGGCCCUGAUUUGUGCAAACUUUGUUCUAUGUUCUCAUGCAGGACCUUUAAAACUGAGUCUUGCAACUUGGAAAGGGAUA